UUCCUCUGUGUGUUGUCUUUCAGAGGACUGAAUGCUGAAAUGUGACGCUGAGCGGAUCGCCUUCUGUGCACGUCUGCGACAACACACGCGCAUUGUCUGGUUUUGUUAGAUUUUUGGGGACGCAACCUCUCAGAGGAGACAAUGAGGUGCUACCUGCUGACUGCCAUCUUUCUCCUGCCCAUGGUGGCGUCAGAGUCGGAGCACUGCAUCAUUAAGCGAGAGCAUGAGAAAUGCAUGGAGAAGAUCGCCAAGCACGACCCCAGUGAUGACCUUGAAUUUGCAUGCCCAUGGAUGUGGGACAACCUGACCUGCUGGCAGGCUGCUAAGGAUGGUGAGGUCGUGGUGGUUAACUGUCCAGAGCUUUUCCAUGACUUUAUGGGCCCUGAUGACGAAAUGGGGAAGGUGAGCCGUAACUGCACAGAGGACGGCUGGUCUGAACCUUUCCCUCAUUAUGUGGACGUCUGCUUUUUCUACAACACCACAAACCCUGAUACAUACUAUGCAUCAGUCAAAGCGCUGUACACGGUCGGCUACAGCACAUCGCUGGUGUCUCUGACUACAGCCAUGGUCAUUCUUUGCAGGUUCAGGAAACUCCACUGCACCAGGAAUUUCAUUCACAUGAAUCUGUUUGUGUCCUUCAUCUUGAGAGCCAUCUCGGUUUUCAUUAAGGACGGUGUGCUGUACGCUCAAGAAGACAGCGACCAUUGCUUUGUGCACACGGUGGCGUGUAAAGCAGUGAUGGUUUUCUUCCAUUACUGUGUGAUGUCCAAUUACUUCUGGCUGUUCAUUGAGGGUCUGUACCUCUUCACCCUGCUGGUGGAGACUUUCUUUCCUGAGAGACGAUACUUCUAUUGGUACACCAUUGUAGGAUGGGGAACUCCAACAAUUUGCGUCACUGUCUGGGCAGUUCUGAGGCUUCAUUUUCACGACACAGGGUGCUGGGACACUAAUGAGAACACUGCCCUCUGGUGGGUGAUCAAAGGACCUGUUAUUGCCUCCAUAAUGAUUAAUUUUGUGCUCUUCAUUGGAAUCAUCAUUAUUCUGGUCCAGAAGCUGCAGUCUCCAGACAUCGGUGGGAAUGAAUCAAGUAUUUACCUCAGCUGUGCUCAGAAAUGCUUCAGUGAGCCCACACAGGCUGUUCAGCAUUCGUGCAGGAUGUCAGAGUUAUCUACCAUCACACUGCGUCUGGCGCGCUCCACCCUCCUGCUCAUCCCUCUUUUUGGGAUUCAUUACACCGUGUUUGCCUUCUCACCUGAAGAUGUCAGCAAGAGGGAGCGUCUGGUGUUCGAGCUAGGCCUGGGGUCAUUUCAGGGCUUCGUGGUUGCCGUCCUGUACUGUUUCCUGAAUGGAGAGUUUCUCCCUGAAGGUGCAGUCGGAGAUCAAGAGGAAAUGGCGCAGCUGGACGGUGAACCGGUACUUUGCUGUGGACCUGAAGCAGCAGAGGCACCCUUCGUUGGCCAGCAGUGGAGUGAACGGCGGAACUCAGCUGUCCAUCCUCAGCAAGAGCAGCUCCCAGAUAAGGAUGUCCAGCCCGCUGGCGGAGAGCACCAACAUCAGCCUCCCAACCUGAGCGUCUGAUCGGCCGAAGUCCACUUCAAGGUGCCAUUCCACAAA
Messenger RNA from Thalassophryne amazonica, 1614 nucleotides. Its product is annotated as pituitary adenylate cyclase-activating polypeptide type I receptor-like. The transcript has 14 exons. The record is from RefSeq and is a predicted model, not a curated record. Gene Ontology annotation, cellular component: plasma membrane; neuron projection. Gene Ontology annotation, biological process: adenylate cyclase-modulating G protein-coupled receptor signaling pathway; cell surface receptor signaling pathway. Gene Ontology annotation, molecular function: vasoactive intestinal polypeptide receptor activity; G protein-coupled peptide receptor activity; peptide hormone binding. NCBI's taxonomy places the organism in Eukaryota, Metazoa, Chordata, Actinopteri, Batrachoidiformes, Batrachoididae. The coding region runs from base 142 to 1578 and encodes 478 amino acids.